Blastomyces dermatitidis ER-3 is the source of this 1369-nucleotide messenger RNA. RefSeq names its product pre-rRNA processing protein. The record is from RefSeq and is a predicted model, not a curated record. The transcript has a single exon. Gene Ontology annotation, cellular component: nucleus. NCBI's taxonomy places the organism in Eukaryota, Fungi, Ascomycota, Eurotiomycetes, Onygenales, Ajellomycetaceae. Gene Ontology annotation, biological process: maturation of SSU-rRNA from tricistronic rRNA transcript (SSU-rRNA, 5.8S rRNA, LSU-rRNA). Bases 188 to 898 code for a protein of 236 amino acids.
AAACUCCGCAAGUACUUCAGCACCAUCUACCAAAACGAAAUUACACACAUUCUCUUUAAUCACAUCUAAAGCAACAAGAAACCAUUAUCUUCUCAAUAAGGCUCAUUUUAAUAUUUUAGCUCAAGAAGAAAAAAGACGUUCCGUCAAUAAUUUCCAUAUCCAACAUCAACCAAAUCCACUAAUAACCAUGGCUGCAAACCCCUCCACACAACAGCCACUCGAGAAGAAACAAGAACAAGCCGGGAAUAUAGACCCCGCCGCCCAAUUCGAUCUAGGCAUUACCCUAAUCCUCAAUUCCUGGCCAGCGCUCAACCUCGCUGUGCAAAGCGCCUGGGGCGGACCCUCUUCCAGCGACAAACGCGACUGGCUCUGCGGUGCUAUCUCACAACUCUUCGUUGACCGGCCGGAGACCGACGCGGAAGAUAUUGAGGAUGUCCUGAUACAAGUGAUGAACGACGAGUUUGAUGUCGUCGUUGACGAUGAGAGUGCGGGCGAUAUUGGACGCAGGAUCAUGGAGAUCAGAACGGAAACGCAGAAGGGGGACUUUACAGGGGUGACAAGGAUGUGGGACGAGUGGAAGGCGAAGGGGGGUGCCGCUGGUGCUAGUGCUGGAACUUUUACGAAGGUGGAGGUUAAUGGGCAUGAGGAUGAGGACGAGGAUGAAGAUGACGACGAGAGUGGAGUUGGGGACUGGGCGGAUGAUGUUGAGAUGGAGGAUGCGCAGGUGCCAGUCGCGCCAUCAAAUAAUGACACCCCGAACAUUGAAACACCCAGAUAUGAGGCCCCGAAGGAAACGAGGAGGGGAAUAGACGGGCAAUGGGAGCGAGGAAAGUUCUUGCCCGAGCCUUUGGUUGAUGAGGAUGGGUUUACAAAAGUCGUUUCGAAGAGAAGGCGAUGAUGGAUUCCCCCCUUUUAUUUCUCUGGCAUAUAUGUCUCUGGUCUUUAUGAUUCACAUAUCUUCCCUGCUAGAUUACCUGGGAAUUGCGGUUAGCAUCGAGGGCGUUUAUAGUGUUCAUUUGUUGUUUGUUCAAUACUUCAGGAAAAGUUUUACAUGGAUAGUUACGAAAUAGAAAUGCAAGCCAUGACUGAUGACUUUGAGAAAGUGCGCGAUUAGCGAGCUGCCCCUGUGAUAAAUCAUUUUGUAUCCGUAUUUCACUGGCCCCAUUUUUUUUAUGUUAAAGAUAACCUAUAUAAAGAACAAGGUUGACAAAAGGAAAUCGUAAAAUAGUCUAGAAGUUGGUCAUGUCAUGGUAUCAAAUGCAUUAUUCCAGUGCCGUGCCACCACAUUCAAUGCAUUUCCCACUCAUGAAAAUCGCCCAUCUCUUUCCUCAGCUGUCCGCUGGUGGAACCUCCCGACCAAAAAACCAAC